AUGUCUGUCACUCUCCACACCACUCAAGGUGACCUCAAGGUCGAGCUAUUCUGCGAAGCAGUCCCAAAAACCGCCGAGAACUUCCUUGCCCUCUGCGCAUGUGGCGCAUAUAACGACACACCUUUCCACCGCCUCAUUCCAGGCUUCAUGAUACAAGGCGGUGACAUCUCCCUCGGCCCAGCCGCUCAACAGUCAACCACAUCCAAACCCGUGCUCUCACACGAAAUCCCCAAAGGCGGCACAUCCAUAUAUCACCCCUCGGCGAUGAACCAAGAAAUUCACCUGCCCGCGCUAAAACACAAUUCGCGCGGUAUCUUAUCCAUGGCCUCCCGCCCGGUGAAGGAUAUAACGGCUCCGGGGUCGCAAAACGCCACUGGUGCCACGAUUAACGGUAGCCAAUUCUUUAUUACGUUUGCGCCAGCGCCGCAUCUUGAUGGGGCGAGUACUGUCUUCGGAAAAGUGCUGAAUUUGGGUGCGCAAGAUGAGGGUGGAGAUGUGCUUUCCAAGUUGGAGAAGGCAAAUGCCAAGGUCGAUAAGAAAGGCAAGGUGUCUCAACCCAAGGAAGGUGAUGACUUUGAGGCUCUUCAGAUCAAGAGUGUUACGAUUCAUGCAAACCCAUUCGCUACGUGA
Messenger RNA from Penicillium daleae, 630 nucleotides. RefSeq lists its product as uncharacterized. Gene Ontology annotation, molecular function: peptidyl-prolyl cis-trans isomerase activity. The record is from RefSeq and is a predicted model, not a curated record. The transcript is spliced from 2 exons. The coding region runs from base 1 to 630 and encodes 209 amino acids. Lineage: Eukaryota; Fungi; Ascomycota; Eurotiomycetes; Eurotiales; Aspergillaceae. Gene Ontology annotation, biological process: protein folding; protein peptidyl-prolyl isomerization. Gene Ontology annotation, cellular component: catalytic step 2 spliceosome.